This is a messenger RNA of Didymodactylos carnosus, 1139 nucleotides long. The record is from the annotation of a GenBank genome assembly. Lineage: Eukaryota; Metazoa; Rotifera; Eurotatoria; Philodinida; Philodinidae.
UUAGGCAAAAAUCACGUAGAUUAUGUCGACGCCAGAAAAGAAGUCAAAGUAUAAUUAUAAGGAACCCGCUGUCGGAUUUACUGAAAAUUUUUGCACAUAGCGCCCAAUUUUUACCUAAUUUGGUGCAGCGCGGCAAAAGUACCUAAUUUUCUAAUGAAUUCAAGAUUACAGAGUACUUCUCUGCUCUGAUAUCGAGAAUUUUUUAUUUUUAUAAAGCAUGCCAAUAGAUCACACACAUUGCGAAUCAAUCAAUUAUCUAGUUCCAGGCGUGUCUUGUUUUCCCAAAAGUUUACUAUUAACAUCCUAAGGUUAAAUUUCUGUUAUAUUACAGGAUUAUGUCGGACUUAAAUAGUAAAGAAUCGUCUACCAUUGAUCUUCAAUCUUGUGGUCGUGAAGGCAAAGAACGUAAAUGUUGUUGUCGUCGUUUGAACUUACGGUUAAACGAUUUUCUACAAAUAUGUUCAUCCAUUCUUAUUCCAUUAUUAAUUGGCGUUGCAACGAUCGUUAUUACUGUACAGCAACAGAAAAUAGCCGACCAACAGCGUGAACAGGAUUCAGAAGUAGCGGACAACAUUCAAAAAGAAGCUGUGCUUGUUAAGUAUUUGGAAACAAUAGCCGAGAAAUUUAGUUAUAAUGAUGUCCCCAAAGCAGUACCACUUGUUCAUGCUAAAACACUAACUGCCCUUCGUCAACUUGAUCCAAAGAGGAAAGUGUAUUUAGUAAAAUAUCUUUAUGAAUGUAAAUUAAUUGCACGAGCAGCAUAUUCAUCAGUUAUAGAUAUGUAUGAUGCCGAUUUAAACAAUGUUGAUUUCAGUGGUACAUCAAGUUUUAGUUCAAUAUCUUUGGUCGGAGCGCAGUUAGUCGGUGCUUCUUUUGCCAAUCGGAAUUUAACAUAUUCAGAUUUUAGUUAUGCAAAUUUGACUGGCACUAAUUUUCAGAAUUGUCAGUUACAGAAUGCUGAUUUUACCGGCGCUUUUUUACAACAAACAGAUUUUACAAAUUCCGAUUUGAGCGGAGCAGAUUUUACUGAAACAGAUCUGACAGGAUCAAAUGUUAAUGCGAAACAAUUGUUUACAACCACUUCAUUUCAAGCGGCUAUAUUGCCAAAUGGGACAAGAGCCAUGGCCGCCGAUGUCUAA